AUGAGAUCUCCUCUCAUAGAGGACCCUUUGGUCUGUUCUCCUGAUACUCUGCAUCCAGGAAAUAUUUUGUUAGAUGCUAGAGAUAUGGGUUUAAGGAACAGUGCUGGUCCACAAAAGCAUCAAGCAGUAAUGACAAGUGCUGAUCAAGCAGUUUUCUAUAGGUGUCGUAUUGAUGCAUAUCACGAUACUCUCUAUGCUUAUUCCAACUGUCAAUUCUACAGAGAAUGUAACAUCAAUGGCACAGUUGAUUUCAUCUUUGGCAAUUCUACAGUUGUGAUCCAAAACUGUAAUAUUAGGCCAAAGUUACCAAUGGCAGCGCGAUCUUCCUCAGAUGGCAGCGCGGUAGUCGGGGAAACAAAUGAUGCUCCACUUGAAACUGCAGGUCAGCGUGAAACCAGUCCAUCCAAGCAGAACAACUGA
Molecule: messenger RNA, 420 nt
Organism: Vigna umbellata (rice bean)
Lineage: Eukaryota; Viridiplantae; Streptophyta; Magnoliopsida; Fabales; Fabaceae
Source: RefSeq, a predicted model, not a curated record